UUGAACGCCUGGGCGGCUAACUUCUAGUGGCGUCCAAUGACCGCCCUUUGAAAGCUGAUUAGAUUGUGUGGUUCGUUCCGCGGUGAUCCGUUGCAACCUGGCCCCUGCGCCAGGGAAAUGCAAAGAAAGUUGCCCGUUAUCAAGAGCAAUUGUGCUCCGCGCGCCCUUUAUCAAGCCCCGUCUCCGUGUUCAAAUAGUUAGUGUCUAUCUACAUAUAGUUGGCCGGGGUAGAGUGAAGAGAUGUUUGUCCAAUUAUCUCGUUCCGGUGGACCUCGUCGAGCUGUCGCUGCUGCUGCAAGCGGACUCUGAUGGAGAUUGCUUAAGUGGUACAGAUUACUGCCCGGCGCGCGGUUCCGAGAUCAUCGUCAAUUGACGAACCCCAACCUGACUGCGAACAGUAGUUGUGAUUUGAGCGUGGUUAAGGGCGGAUUUGUAGCGUUGAGUUGAGAGAGAUUUCCAGAAUCAUGAAACCUUCGAUGGAUCGAUACGUCUCAACGAUAUCGUUGUAUCGGGAAGACAGUGAUUCUUCACCGGAAGGAUCGGCCACCAGGAGCUCCUCGAAAAGUCGUUCCUACAAGCGGUUAAGCCAGCUGCUGAACACCUUCCUGGAGGACAAAAUGGUGGAGCUUGGUCGCCAAGUCCGGCAAGUUAAGGCGGGUCAUCGAUGCACCCUGAAGGGUCUCCUGAGGUUCGUCCCGGGCAUGCGAAAGUCUUCGAAAGCCAAAGGAUACGAUCACCUGAUAACGGACGAGGAGCGAAGGUAUGCGAUCGUCAGGGGAGAAAGUGGCUGGAUGACUAUUCCGCAAGGAAUACCGAACUGUCCGCCCGGCUUGGAGUACCUUACGUCCAUUGACCAGCUGCUGGUGCAUCAGAAGGUCGAGCUGCUGGAGGCGUUCACCGGGUUCGAGACCGCAAACAAGUACACCGUGAAGAACACCCUCGGCCAGAAGGUGUACUGGGCGGUCGAGGACACGGACUGUUGCACCCGGAACUGCUGCGGCCCGGCUCGGCCGUUCGACAUGAAGGUGCUGGACUUUUACCAGAACGAGGUGCUGCACUUUAACCGUCCGUUGCGUUGCCAGUCGUGCUGCUUCCCGUGCUGUCUGCAGGAGCUGGAGGUUUCGGCCCCGCCCGGAAACGUCAUCGGUACGGUCGAGCAGAACUGGUCCAUUUUUACGCCCCAGUUCAGCAUCAAGGACACCAGCGGAAACACGGUGCUCCGGAUCGAGGGACCGUUCUGUACGUUCAGCAUCUGUGGUGACGUGGAGUUCAAGGUCGUCACCACCAACGGCGAUCAGGUGGGCAAAAUCUCCAAGCAAUGGUCUGGCAUUGCGCGGGAGAUGUUUACCGACGCAGACCACUUUGGCAUUAACUUCCCAAUGGACUUGGACGUAAGGGUGAAGGCCACACUGCUGGGAGCAUUGUUCCUCAUCGACUACAUGUUCUUCGAAAAGAAGGGCAACGCUGAACAAGAUCGACCAGGAAUGUUAUAAAUUACAACAUUGACCGAAAACAUUUCCGGUGAAAAUACCUCGAACAGAUGGAUGAUGAUUUUCAAAUCGAUAAUUUUUUAAUUGGUUAUUAGCUUCGGUUCUAAAAUCGAUAUCUGUAUUCUCUAAAGGUAAAUGCAUUUAAGUAGUGCAUCACGAAGUCGUCAUCCAACUGAACCUAGUAAUUAGGUUUUUUUUUGAUAAACUGAGAGCACAAUUCAAAUUUGACUCAAACUACUUUUGACUGUUGGCAAACCAACGCAUUUUUUGAAAGUUUUAUUUUAAUUCGUUCGUUACUUUUAGCAGAGCUUUGUUGUUUGUUAUGUUGCUUGAAUGCAUUGAAAUAGAAGGAAAGAAACCAACGAGUGCCAGAAACGCAAAGCGAAAGGACCUGAAUGAAGCGGCUUAAAAAAGUAUAUUUAAAAGAAAGAAGAAAAAAAGCAAACAGUUCGCGACGUAUAUAUUUUACGUAAUGAAAAUCGUAUUCAUCAACAAGUGGCAUCGAAGUGUAGCACAAAAUUCAAUCUCAAAUACACUACUCCACAACAUGCAAACGGCUGUUACCGAAACAUGCACAACGUGAAUUACCAGUGUGUUGUAAUUGCAUAAAACACUACAAUUUACAAUUUAUAUAAUAACCUUAUAAAUAUGUUAUAAAAUCAGCUUGGUGCGAGAAUGCAAUCGAUUUCGGAUGCGCAAAUGUUUACCCUUAUUGUACGAGUUUUGCUACACACUACUCUUAACUUCCAUUUACUCGUAGCUAAAAUAUUUUUCACACUCUAAUCUCUACCCUUGUUGUUCAUGAAAAAAUCAUAAAAGUAUAAAUGGAAUCAAUAAAUCUGUACCACAAAGCAUACAA
This is a messenger RNA of Culex pipiens pallens (northern house mosquito), 2349 nucleotides long. RefSeq names its product phospholipid scramblase 1-like. Gene Ontology annotation, cellular component: plasma membrane. Gene Ontology annotation, biological process: plasma membrane phospholipid scrambling. The record is from RefSeq and is a predicted model, not a curated record. The transcript has 5 exons. Lineage: Eukaryota; Metazoa; Arthropoda; Insecta; Diptera; Culicidae. Gene Ontology annotation, molecular function: phospholipid scramblase activity. The coding region runs from base 465 to 1493 and encodes 342 amino acids.